Akanthomyces muscarius is the source of this 1002-nucleotide messenger RNA. RefSeq lists its product as uncharacterized. The transcript has 3 exons. Bases 1 to 1002 code for a protein of 333 amino acids. NCBI's taxonomy places the organism in Eukaryota, Fungi, Ascomycota, Sordariomycetes, Hypocreales, Cordycipitaceae. The record is from RefSeq and is a predicted model, not a curated record.
AUGGAUCCAGGCGGAAACCCUGCGCACCUCGCCGACCGUCUUGAUGUGCUCCUUUCCCGUUGGCGGCCACAGGAAGAGGCCGAGAAUCUUGGUGAAACUCAUGGCGAGGCGUCCACUUUUCAGCUACUAAUUUACACCUCGCACACCUAUGCGCAAGCCAUCUCAAGGCUAUACCGUUGGAGUCCCUUCCUUUGCGACAUUUUUAUCGUUGUGCUAGCAGCCGUACUCUACAACAUGUCGUCCUUUACGAAGGCGCUCAUCGCCGCGGACCCCGCAGGUUUCCAGCGCGCGACACAGUCUCCGUUUCUACGGCGCGCCGCCUCGGGCACGCUGUCGAAGGCGACGCUCGGCCGGUGGCUUGCUAACGACCGGCUGUACAUUCAUGGCUACGUACGCGCUGCCGGUCGCCUCCUCAGCUUCCUGCCGCUGGCGCAAACCACGCCGCCGUCGCCACACGACGACACAGACUCCGCUUCGAAGCUGCUGGCGUGGACCGUGGACGCGCUGGUCAACAUCCAGCGCGAGUCAGGGUUCUUCGUCGAGACUGCGACGCGCUACGGCAUCGACAUCAACCUACCGACGGGCGAGGACGGCCGCGUACCUGCGUCGGCCAAGCUGGAAGGCCUGCGGCGAUUCGAGGCGCUCUUUGACGGGCUGUCGGCGGGCGCAGAGCCGCUUCCGUGGCUCGAGAGCGCGGUGGUGUUUUACGGGACGGAAAAGUGCUACCUAGAUGCGUGGACGUGGGCCAAGUCGCACAUGGACGAGUCAAAUGAUCGAGGUGACGAUGAUGAAGAUGGCGGUGCGGUGCGGCGCGAGUUUAUUGCGAACUGGACAAGCCCCGACUUUGGGGCCUUUGUUGCGCGGCUGGGGGUCAUUGUGGACGAGGCGGUGCGGGCGCAGGGCGAGGAGAUGCAGGAGGUGCUACUGCGGCGCGGCCUGACCAAGUGGCGAGAGCUGCUGGUGGCGGAGGAAGCCUUUUGGCCUGCCUUAGAAGCCCAAUAA